AUGCGGUCCCUCUACCGCCAGCUUCCUUUGUUCUUGCUCAGUGCUCUGCCGGUCGGCGUGCUGGGCGGCGACAUACUUACCACAGACGGCUUCUCAACAUGUGUCUCCGAUCCUUCGAUCAAGGUGGAGGCUCUCAAUGUUACGUACAACCGAUCCAACAGGAAAAUCAUCUUCGAUGUGGCGGGUUCAAGCGCGGAGAGCCAGAAGGUAUUGCUCAACCUGGUUGUGAGCGCAUACGGCCAGCAGGUCUAUACGAAGGAGUACGACCCUUGCGAUAAUGCCACCAACAUGGUGGACUCCACCGAGGCAUACUCGCACAUGUGUCCAAGUAAGAGUCAAUUCUCUUGAAUGCCGUCUUAGAUCGAUGUCGGCUGACUGAACCUAGUUCCCGCCGGUACCUUCUCAUCGAGAGGCGAACAGACGAUCCCCGAAGAAUACGCGAGCAAGAUCCCCUCGAUCGCAUUUUCCGUCCCUGACCUCGACGGCCUUGUCAAACUCGAAGUGAAGAGCGAAGAUGGCACGAAGGACCUCGCAUGCAUCACAUCAACCGUUGGAAAUGGACACACAUUCAACAUGCCGGCGAUCUCGUAUGCUGCCGCGGGUGUCGCUGCGGCGGCGCUCGCUUUGUCUGCCGCAGGAGCGUUAGCAUCGGCUGGCGCUCCUGGAGUCUCAACACCAUCGCCUACGUUUGGUGAAGUGAUUGGAUGGUUCCAGGGUAUGGCGACGAACGGCAUGUUGAGUGUCCAAUAUCCGGAGGUAUAUCGGAGCUUCGCGACAAACUUCGCCUUUUCCACUGGAUUGCUCCCUUGGGGCCAGAUGCAGACUGCCAUUGACAACUUCAGAAACACGACGGGCGGCAAUUUGACGGAUAACAAUUACUACUACUUGAGGAAUAACGCGACACUGGUGUACGAUUCUGGAAGCACAGACUCAUCGAGCGUCAGCAAGCGAGCGCUGAACAGCAUUCUUCUGUGGGCGCGCGAUGGAACUACUACGAGUGUCAACGGAACCGACGCCUCGACUGGAAGUGGCGCUAGCAAUAGCACCUCCACGUCCAGCUCCAAAGACCAGCACUUCGUCAGCGGAAUCCAGGCCUACGUGGAGAAGCUGUCGAUCCCUUCAGCCAACACUUUUAUGACCGUUCUUUUGGUCUGGGCUAUUGUCGUCGCAGCCAUGAUUGUCCUGAUCCUGCUCUUCAAAGCCAUUCUCGAACUCUGGGCACAGUUCAGUAAGCUUCCGAAAGGCUUAGAAUCUUGGCGCAAGCGAUACUGGUGGAGAAUGGCCAAGGGUAUUACCAACCUGAUUCUCCUGCUCUACGGUGUCUGGGUGCUUUACUGUGUUUACCAAUUCAAGGAUGGAGACUCCUGGGCUGCGAAGCUUCUUGCCGGUAUUACUCUGGGACUCUUCACUGUGCUCUUAGCUGGAUUCUCUUGGAGGAUCUACGCGAAAGCUCAUCAGUACAAGAAGCUCGAAGGUGCACCGGAUAAGCUUUACGAGGACAAGGAGACAUGGAUCAAGUACUCCCUCUUCUACGACAACUACAAGAAGAGCUUCUGGUGGCUCUUCGUCCCCGCAAUUGUCUACAUGUCCGCCCGCGGCGCCAUCAUUGCCGGCGCAUCUGGUCACGGAAUGGUUCAGGCCUCCGGACAACUGAUUGUCGAAGCCCUCAUGCUCAUUGUCCUUCUGUGGACACGACCCUACCAGCGCCGCAGCGGAAAAUGGAUCAACAUCACCAUCCAAUCCGUCCGCGUGAUUUCCGUCGUCUGCGUCCUCAUCUUCGUCGAAGAACUCGGAAUUUCGCAGACUACAAAAACCAUCACCGGCGUCGUCCUCAUCGUCGUGCAAACUACCCUAACAGCCGUCCUGGCCCUUCUCAUCGCCAUCAACGCCAUCAUCACAUGUAUCAAAGAAAACCCUCACACCAGAGCACGAAGAGAAGCGGCGAAACGGAACAAGGAUCUCGAUCUCACUCCUUUGGAUGCGAGGAACAGUCUUCUACUGGAUCCGAUGGUACAGAAAGACCACGGAUCUACAGCGUACAAAGCUCCACUGGUCGCUUCUUCACCUUUCGCGGAUAGCAGGGGUCGCUAUGACAAAGUGCCCUACAAUACACGCGAGGAUUCCCCGGGUGGCAGUGGACGUUACAGAGACGACGAACACCUUAUCUCCAGCGCGGCGCCUUUCCAUCGGGACUUAUCCCAGGACAGGAGAAACAGUGUGGCUUCGCAUGCGCAUUCGAGGGAUCACUCCGUCGAUUCGAGGGAGCCGAGAUUGCCGGAUUUGAACUUUGGAAGGGCAUUGUAG
Lecanosticta acicola is the source of this 2304-nucleotide messenger RNA. The record is from the annotation of a GenBank genome assembly. NCBI's taxonomy places the organism in Eukaryota, Fungi, Ascomycota, Dothideomycetes, Mycosphaerellales, Mycosphaerellaceae.